AUGCAUAAGAGAUCCGACAGCAGCGCUAUCUGCAAACGGUGCCGUAAGAUCAACUUGGGCGCCCUCACUCGCCGGAGCCACACUACAAAGAUUGGAGAGGUGGUCAUUGGAUGGCGAGGACGGAUUGACCAGGCCAAGUUUGAUAAUUGCCCAUUAUGCCAGCUCAUCAUGAAAGCUUUCAAUAUGUCCAAAGAAGAAAUGACCAGCCAAAACACUCAUCAGCUUCUAUCAUUCUCCAGCAGACGGAUAGUCAGUCAAGGAUGGGCAACAGUUGAUACGACCCUUCUUUCACUGGAUCGGCACAUAUACCGCAGCCGUCCACAAUACAUCGUUUACCAGCCCAAAGGCACAGAAAUCGUUCGCCUUCUGGGACCACAUGUCGAUUUCGGCCUCGUCAGAUCCUGGCUGCAGUACUGCGAGGCUCAACAUGGAAGGACGUGUACUUCGGUUCGCGACGUGGAAGGGUUGAACUCGAUCAGUUCCCUCAAGUUCAUCGACUGCGAAACGAACACGAUCGUUCAUGCAAACGGGAUGCCCUACGUUGCUCUCAGCUAUCAAUGGGGAAGCGAAACCAGCAACCAAGUCCCCUUUGUCACCUCGCUACCGGAUGGCAUGCCGAAAACCAUCAAAGAUGCCAUAUCAGCGACACGAGCUAUGGGAUUUAGGUAUCUCUGGGUGGACCGAUAUUGUAUCAACCAAAGCUGUGGAGAAGAGGUUGCGGAACAAGUCCAAAAGAUGGAUGUUAUCUACAACCAUGCAGAGUUAACAAUCAUCGCCGCUGCUGGACAGAAUGCCGAGUGUGGACUCCCUGGAAUAUCUCCAAGAUCUGUCCUCCAACCAUCCGCCAGGAUAGGGAGGCAUCAUCUAGUGUCCGCAAUGGCGGACCCUCGCUCCGUCAUUGAGAGCUCUGCAUGGAACCAAAGAGGUUGGACUUACCAAGAAGGGCUGCUUUCGAGGAGACGACUGGUCUUUACGCCAAGCCAAGUCUACUUUGAGUGUUGCGGGAUGUACUGCUGCGAAGCACUGAAUUUUCCGUUGUCAUCGCUACAUGUGAAGGACUCAAGCCGCUUCAGGGCCUCGUUUUGUGGCACCAUCAACCUGGGCAUGUUCCCUCGGCAGCUUGGGCGCACAGAGUGGGAAGUUGUUGAACGAAUCACCGAGUACAGUGCAAAGUCACUCAGCAACACCUCGGACAUCCUUGAUGGAGUGUCUGGGGUAUUGCGAGUGUUGAAACAGGGUCGACACAGGGUCCGACACUGCAAGGGUGUGCCGUUCCUCCCCAGGCCACCCAAGCCGUCUGGCAUAGGGCCGAAGAAUGCUCAGGAGAUUUACAACGCAUACAAAUGGUCCCCGACUGUGGGCUUUUGCGCCGGACUGUGCUGGACGACCCGCAAGUGUUUAAAGAGACGAGUAGGCUUUCCGAGUUGGUCAUGGACAGGCUGGGAGGGCGCCGUGAACUGGACGUUCUAUGAAUGUGAGUGGAAGCAGAUUCAAAGCAACUCCGACAUCCAAUUUAAAGUCCAACUCAUCGGCGGCAAGGAGUGUGGUUUGGAUGAGUACUUCAGCAUGUGCAACAAUGUUGAUGAGCCCAUCUCAAACACACUCAUUGUCUCUGGUUUGGUCAUCCCAGUUCAAAUUGGGGUUCACUAUUACCAAUGGGGUAACGAUUUAGUACCCGGGCUUAAGGCCACAGUCUGGUCCGAGGACGGCAUACCAGUAAGCUGGAAGCUUCAUUUCAAUGAAAGAGGUCUAGACGUACGGACAUUGGGUCCGUGUUUGGCCAUCGAGCUUGCUCGACAACCGGAAUCUUCCUUCCCCUGGUAUCUGAUGAUUGUUGCUGAAACAGAAAGGGGCACCUACCAACGAGUUGGUCUGACCGAUCGGAGGUGUCACUUAUCAGAAGAAGUAGAAGGUUUCGCCAAGAUACAGAUGGACUUGCAACUUGAAUAA
Molecule: messenger RNA, 1950 nt
Organism: Fusarium vanettenii 77-13-4
Lineage: Eukaryota; Fungi; Ascomycota; Sordariomycetes; Hypocreales; Nectriaceae
Exons: 1
Coding region: 1-1950 (649 amino acids)
Source: RefSeq, a predicted model, not a curated record